AUGAUGCGCCUUGCGCUAUUCUGCCUGGGCGUCGCGUCGGCCUUCCACCUCCCAGCGCCGCACCGCGCCCUCGAAACGCGGAGACAUGCCGCCUCCAUCUCGGAAAAACUCGGUGAAGUCCAGCGCGUGGACACGACCAUGGACCCGAUCAAGCGCAACAUCGAGCGGUUCACGACGGGCAUCGAGGCCGUGGACGAGGACAUGGACCAGUUCGAACCGAUCAAGUCGACGCAGGCGGCGAUCCUCAACACGGCCGUCGCCUGGGCGGCGGUGAUGGCGCUCGCGCCGACGUCGAUCGUGCCGCUCCACCUCGCGACGACGUCUAUUGUCGCGGGCACGUGCGUCACGGACGCCAUCGGGUCCUACGAGGAGUGGCAGUGCUCCACGGCGCGCGCCAACGCCCGCGAGAUCGCGGCCAUCUCGACGCGGGCGGCCGCCGAGGCCGAGGAGAUCGUGUGCGGCGCGGUGCGCGUCAAGAGCCUGCUCCCGGUCUGCGUCCUCGUGAGCGUCGCGGCGCUGAACCUGUCGCUGCUGACGGACAAGGCCCUCGAGCUCGCGGUCCCCGAGGAGGGCGAGUCGGCGAGCAUCGCGUCCUACGCGUCGCCGGGGCUCGCGAAGGUGAUGAGCUGGACCCUGCCGACGCUCCCGGAGCCCGGGAGCGCCGCGCCGGCGGCCGCGGACGGCGCGGCCGCGGCGGCCCCCGCCGCGGCGACGCUGCCGGGCUGGCAGCUCCUCUUCGGCAGCCCCGCGCGCCCGGAUCUGGCCUCGCCCAUGGAGAGCGCGCCCAUGGAAAGGGAAGUCGCGGCCUCCGUGAAGACGCUGAUCCUGCUGGCGUGCCCCGUCGUCUCCCUGCUGACGGCGUCCGUGGCCGUGCUCGCGGAGCAGGACGCGUCGCGGCGCGCGCUCCGCGCGCAGGCGCUCGGCCGGCGCCGAUUCGCGACGAAGGCGGACAUCGGCCGCACGUGGAAGUCGGUCACGGAGAUCGUCGAGAUCGAGUCCAAGGCCGACACCGACGCCUGGACGGGCUUCGUCCGCGCCUUCCUGCCCGCGCCGCUCAUCGCGGGCGCCGUCGCGAGCCUCAGCGAGUCGUCGGGCCAGGACGCGGCCGUGCUCGCGUCGAUCGUCGCGACGGCCUGGGGGGGCUUCCAGGUCGCCGUGAGCUUCGUCGCCUGCGAGUACAACUUGGCGCGGGGCGAGGAGAGCGUCGCGGCCAAGAGCCGCAACGCGGGCAUCGCCGAGGCCUACAGCGCGCAGGCGGGCAAGGCGAACGCGCAGGUGCCCUACGCGCACGCCAUCUCCGUGCUCUGCGUGGGCACCGCCGCGCUCCUCGUCGAGGCCGUGCCGAAGAUCCUGGCGCUGCCCCUGCCCUUCAUCUCCUACGCGGCCGUCCGCCGCGCGGCCAAGUACCGGUCCCGCACGCGCGGCGACGCGGCCGCGGUCGCGGCGUCGGCCGACCAGCUCGCGGGCCUCCAGGACGGCUCCGACGACGACCCGCUCCUGCCCCUGAAGCUCACGUGGCAGAACUUCCGCGGGACCGUCAGCGCGACGAAGAAACAAAUGGUGUUUCGCGUGCUCGUCGGCGCUCUCGCCGCGGUCGGUUGCGUCUUCGGGGGGUCCCCCGCGGCCGUCGCCGGGCGCGGGGGCGCGCCCGCGGCGCCGGCGCUCCGGUCGCUCGGCGUCAAGGUCCUCGCCCAGCGGCGCGAGCCCGAACUGCGGCGCCUGCUCGCGUCCCUCGACGCGGCGGACUAUCCCGACGCGGCGGACAUCUCCGUGGAGAUCUUCGUACUCAAGACGGCCCGCGCCUGGGCGUCGACGUGGCCCCGCGGCGAGGCGAUCGUCGUCGACGUCGAGGAGAACCGCGGCGUUCGAGGCGCGUGGUUGGCGGCGUACGACCCGUCGGUCUUCGGCGACGAGGGGCGGCGCGCGGUCGUCUUCGAGGACGACGUCGUCGCGUCGCCGGCGUGGUUCCGCUUCCUCACCGACGCCGUGGCGGCGUCGCGCGGCGCGCCGGGCGUCGCGGGCGUGUCGCUCCAGCGCCAGCGGAGCCGCCUCGACGGUACGGCGCGCGAGCUCGGCGACGCGGCCGCGGCCCAAAACAAGCUCGCGCCCCUGGCGCCCGCGGACGACGGCCUCUACGUCUUCGGCCACGUCGGGCCCUGGGGCUUCUCGCCGGAGCCGGGCGUCUGGCUCGCGUUCCGCAAGUGGUUCCGCAAACUAGGGAACGCCGUCGACGACGAGAAGUCGUACUCGGCCGGCGCGGACGGCACGCCCUACGCGGAGCGCGACGCGCGGACCUACCGCGAGUCCCUCGUCGCGCGCUGGUACCGGCGGUCCCUGGCCGCGGCGCGCGGCGACGCGCCGGCCGCCGCGGGCGCGCCCGGGAGCAUGUGGACGGCGCACUUCGACGCGUUCUGCGCCGCGCGCGGCCUCGGCGUCGUCCACGCGCGCGUCCGGGGCAACGCCCUCGCCUUCGCGGCGAGCGCGCGGUCCGACGGCGAGCACUACGCGGGCGUGAACCGCCUCGACGCGGAGCUGGCGGGAGCGGACGACUACGCGGCGGCGAUCCGCGGCGACCUCUUCGGCGACCGCGACGCGGGCCUCCCGCGCGUCACGCUCGCGGGCGACGCCGAAGCCCCGGCGAUGACGGCGGCCGCGGCGCGGCGCUACGCGGCCUGGUACGGGGGCUUCGCGUCGCGGGGCGCGAAAGCGCGCGCGGACCGGCGCCGCCUCGCGUUCGACGCGGGCGGCCUGCACCACGGCUACGCGGGCCUCCAGACGGUCGACCGCGACGCGGCGCUCUGCGUUUUAUCAAAUACGCGCGUCGCGAUCCUCGGCGAUUCGAUCCAGCGCUACUUCGCCUUCACGCUCAACUACUUCCUCAACACGGGCGAGAUCCCGCCGGAGUACGAGGGUGACCACUGGGGCCCCGAGCCGACGGACGACUACUACGACGACGGGACGACGUGGACCGACGACGGCACGGACCGGUCGCCGGAGAAGUCGUCGCACCGCCAGAAGAUUAGUGCGGCCUUCGAGGGCGGCGCGACGACGACCUUCUUCUUCAUCCAGGACACGUGGUACGGCGACCUCGAGACGCUGAGCGGCGAGCUCCGGGGCGGCUACGACGUCCUCCUGGCCAACAGCGGGUGGUGGGAGCUCAAGGCGUCGGACGACGACGGCACGGACUGCGAGGAGUCGGACAUGUACGAGAAGGGCGCGUGCCUCGACGCCUACGGCGACGAGGUCGCGGCGCUCUACGACGGCCUCCUGCGCCACUUCCAGGCGGACGGCAAGAUGGCCGUCUGGCGGACCUGCAACUGCUGCGGCGACACGAAGAUGGACGCGGGCGAGCUCCGCGAGGGGUCCAUCGCCGUCUCCGCGAUGAACGCCGUGGCGACCCAGGUCCUCAGCGACCGCGGCGUCGAGAUCAUGGACGUGCAGGACACGGCGGACCUCAGCGACGUCGGCGCGGGCGACCCGGGGGACCCGGACGGCCGCACCUUCGACGGCGGCCACCCGCGCGCGGCCGUGCAGUACGCCUGGGUCCAGCUCUUCCUCAACAAGGUCGCGCGGAAGCUCGGCCGCGAGUCCUGCCUCGCCGGCGGCGGCCCGGGCACGCCGAAGCCGACGCGCUCGCCGACGCCGCGGCCCACGCCCCGGCCGGGCGACACCCCUUCGCCGACGCCGGCGCCGACGCCGCGGCCGACGCGGGCGCCGAACCCCGCGCCGCCGCCGCGCGAGGACGACGACGAGGGCGGCUACGGGAACGACGGCAACGUGCGCGACGUGUCGACCUGCGGCUCCCUCGACGGCCCGGACGGCGUCGCCUACGCGCGCGACGGCCCGGAGCUGAGCGAGGUCCUCGGCGUCUGCCCCGCGCCCGGGCAGCGCGUCCUCCUCGCCGUCGCCGUCGCCGUGCUCGCCGCGGCGCUCGUCGCGGCCGCGCGGGCCCGCGUCGGGCGCGGGCCCGCGACGGGCGCGCCGCCGGCCGCGGAGAAGCGGGGCGACCCCAUCGACGUCGAGCUGUCGGGCGCGGCGCUCGCCGUGCUGCGGGACAUGGAGAAGCGCGAGGCGGCGACGGGGCGCAAUUCCGUGAGCGUGACCCACGCGAGCGCGUCGCGGCGCCACCGCGCGUCGCGGACGUCCGCGUCGCGCCUGUCGCACUACGUCGGCGGGCGGAAGAGCGCGUCGCAGUUCUCCGAGUACGCGCCGGCGACGGGCGGGCGCGACGGCCGCAUGUCGUCCGUCGCGUUCUCGCUCUACGACGGCGGCGACUCGGACGCCGACGAGUCCGAGGCCGGCGACGUCGAGGCCCGGGCCGAGGCGCCGCCGCCGCCGCCGCCGUCCGGCGCGAAGACGCGCGCCGCGUGCGCCGCCGCGGCGCAGAUGGGCCUCCUCCUCGCGGCCUGCGCGAUCGGCGACUCGCGCAUGCCCGCGGGGCUGCUGCCCGCGGGGACGACCGUGCGGACGGAGAACGUGGACCUCUGGACCUUCGUCAUGGCGUCGCUGGCCCUCGCGAGCGCCUGGCAGAUGCGGCCCCUCGAGGUCGACGGCGGCAAGGAGGCCGCGCUCUUCAUGAGCCGCGCGCAGGCGAACGAGUGGAAGGGCUGGAUGCAGGUCGCCUUCGUCGCGUACCACUACACGAACGCCCAGGACGUCUACGUGCCCAUCCGCUGGGCCGUGAGCGCCUACGUCUGGCUCACGGGCUUCGGCAACGGCGUCUACUUCUGGAGCUCCGCGGACUUUUCGCCGAAGCGCUUCGCGCAGCAGCUCUGGCGCAUGAACUUCCUCUGCGCGCUCCUCGCCAUGGCGACGAACACGGCGUGGAUCGACUACUACUUCGUCGCGCUCGCGACGGUCCACUUCGGGCUCAUCUUCCUGAGCCUGGGCGCCGCGCGGUUCGUCGGCGGCCGGUGCCUCGGCUGGGCGGCGCCGGAUCGCAAGGCGGGCCGCGAGGCGCGCGACGCGGAGAAGGCGCUGGGCGUGGUCUUCAUGGUCGUCCUCACGGUCGUGCUCUGGGUGCCGCCCCUGCUCCCGGGCGCGCAGCGCGACGGCGCGCGGGGGACGCCGUACUACUACGUCUUCGACUGGUGGCUCGCGAAGAUCUCCGACCACACGGCGGACUACUUCUGGUCCCGGACGCGCAUGGACUACCUGAGCUCCAUCCACGGCCUCCUCUUCGCCGCGGUCUACGCGCGCUUCCGCGACGCCUGGCCGGCCAUGGCCGCGGCGAAGAAGGGCGCGCUCGGCGUCUGCGCGGCCGCCGCGCUCGCCGUCGCCGUCUCCGUCGCGAAGCGGCCCGCGUACUGCUGCGACGGCGGCGCGGAGUACCGCAAGAUCAACGCCUACGUCGGGCCCCUGUGGAUCCCCGCCUACCUCCUCGCGCGGAACGCGACGCCCUGGCUCACGAACCACGUGGCGCGGCCCGUCGAGUGGAUCGGCAUGCACUCGCUCGAGUUCUACCUCCUCCAGUUCCACGUGCUCCUCACGCGCAAGUCCCAGCUCGUCCUCUACGUCAUCCCCAAGGAGUCCUGGGGCUACACGAACAUGGCCCUCGUCACGGGCAUCUACGUCGCCGUCUGCGUCAAGGCGCUCGAGCUCACGAACGGCCUCCGCGCGGUCGCGUGGCGCGCGGCGUCGCACCGCGUCGCCGCGGGCGCCGUCUGGACCGUCGCGGCCUACGCGACCUUCGAGGCCCACUUCGACGAGGCGGCCCACCCCUGCGACGGGGCCUCGUGGGCCGUCUGGGCCAUCUUCGCGCUCGCCGCGACCGCCGCGCUCGUCUUCUGGACGCUCGAGGCCUAG
This is a messenger RNA of Aureococcus anophagefferens, 5805 nucleotides long. RefSeq lists its product as hypothetical. NCBI's taxonomy places the organism in Eukaryota, Pelagophyceae, Pelagomonadales, Pelagomonadaceae. The transcript has 4 exons. The coding region runs from base 1 to 5805 and encodes 1934 amino acids. The record is from RefSeq and is a predicted model, not a curated record.